UCAUUGUUUGCAUGCUGUCGUCAUUAAAAUAUGAAAACCUAUAAAUGUUUUAGUGGUUUUCAUUAAAGAAGACACUGUUUUUCAAUCUGUGUGAUUUUGACAAACAUCAGAUCACAUUUGAUGGUGAUUUUAUGUACGUCUGUUUCCUUUCGGUAGCCAAAGUACUCCCAUAUCAGCGACUUCGUCUUUUUUGAGGGGGGGAAAAAAAGCUCAGGUGUAGUGUCACCGACAGACACAGGAAAGAGCAACAACCAGUGGGAGAGGGGUGAGCUCUGCCGCUCCAAGCCACGGAUUUCUCACUGCAUUUUUGGGACAUGAUAAAUAGCUAAUACGGUACUACAGUUUUCAUACCACGGUAAAGCUUGAAACCGGUAACCGGCACAUGCCUAGUCAGGUGUCAUUGAUAUUUGCAAUAUUGUUUCAACAUUGUUUCUUGUCAAAAAUUUCGAUUAUCAUCAACCAUGCUGAUGAUUUUGAUAGAAAAUCAACGUUUAUUCAACGUCGGUCUAUGCUAUCUGGGUAGGAAUCUGUGCAGCUCUGAUUUGGGGCUUUACCAGUAAAAAUACCCAGUAGGAUACUGAUGUACAGUAUUUACACACAGAGUUUCAAUAAAACCUCAUCUACUCUUCUGCUCUAUAUAAUUACACAAAGUGACUAAGUGAAGGCCUCAACAAAUUGAGCUUUAAAAUGCACUUAGAGACCACAAGGCUUCUCUGCUCAUUCAAAUCUAUUGCUUGUAAACAUCAGAGUGGUUAUUGAUUAAAAGUUAGGCUGCAGAUUAUAUCCUUAUAUAAUAUGAUCCUAGGAAAGGAUCAGGACUGUGGUUUGAAAAGGAUUUGAGCCAUCAUCAGAGUUAAUCACUUCCCAAAAGCUUUUACAAAGACGCUUUGAGUUAACCAGCCUGAUUAAGACUCAUCACUGGUUCAGAUUUACGACACCAUGCAAGACAGAGCUCUUGAGCAUACUUCAGACGCUAUAGAGAUAAAAAGCAAACACUGUUUGAGAUUGAAAGGUCAGGACAGUACAAAUUAAUUUCACCAUCAUCAAUUCAUUAUGUGUGGAUGAUAGCUGAAGUCUAUGAAAUUGAUUCCAUUUCCUUCGCCUAGUUUUUGUCUUAAGGUGCACCACCACAAAAUGUAGGCGCACCCACAUUUUUCAUUGCAUCACCUUAAAAGCCAUACUUUUAAUCACUCUCCAUACAGUAACACUAUCUAUUAUAUUUACUCUUGAAGCCUAGGACCUAGGCUUUAUGAUUUAAGUAUCUAAUGUAUCUAAUACAUCGAUAUCAUUCCAUAAUAAGCAAUCAAAACGGCAACAAGGGUCGAAAAGAUAAUUGACGGCAUGCUAGUCAGUUAGCCUGCUGUGUCCAUAAUUCUCGCGCUAGCGUUCAACUGCAAUGUAUGUCUUUUUUUGGCUUUCCGGUAACACCAUGAGCAAGACAGCGUGAUUUUAACGAGAUAUUAUCGGAUAUUUACCUUGUUUCGAUCCAAAAACUCCGUGUCACAUGUAUCACCGAGUGUCAAGACACAGCUGUGUCUUGGGGAUUUUAUGGGUAAAACACGGUAAUAUAACAAGGGUCGCGAUGCAGAAUUCACAGACAACAAGGAGUGGUCAAUUUUUCUUUGUUUGAGAUCAAUUUAUAAUCUAAAAUAUAAGGGAAAAUGCGACAGUAACAAAAAAAAAUAUACAAUUAAGCAAUAGUUAUGAGGUAGAUAUCCGUGACUUAUUCACACUCUUUUUUUCCAUUGUGACGUAAUUUGUUUAAAAGUUUAUAAUAUGCGAGUGAAUACUUUUUUAAAGUCAUUUUUAAACUAAAUAUUAGACAUCAAUUAAUGAUUCUUGGCUAAAAAGGAUAGACAUUUCAAAUAAUAAAUAUAUUAACUUACCUUCUUUUUAUGGCUGGGUUGAAACAAAAGCGGUUGCGCAAUAUCUGUAAACAGGGAUCUUCAGGGUAAAACGGUCAAAUUAAAAAUAGUCCAGGGACAUAAUGCGCCAUGAAACUGCUAUGGCAGCAUAUAGAUAUAUUGUUCUAUCAAACACAAAAGUUCUUUUGGCUUAAAAUACAGCAGUUUAUUUUAAAGAGGGGUGAAAAAGCAGAAACUGCUUUUUCAUGACAUGACAUGUCUUACGGCAGUCUUAUGACACCACUGUCAAAUAAAGUGUUACCUGUUAACACAAAAAAAUCAACAAAUAAACCACACUGGACUAUAAGCCACGGGAUUCAAAAUGACGGAAAAAAGUAGCGGCUUAUAGUCCAAAAUUACAGUAUUCUUUUCAUUGAAUACUUUUUUACUUGUACUUGAGUACAUUUUUGGGAUGGCUACUUUUACUUUUGUAAUAUUAUUUUGAAGUAACGCUACUCUUAUUUGAGUACAAUUCUGAAAUGCAGAGUCAGCAAUAAAAUUAACUUAGAAGAAUAUGUAUAAUAAUAAGUUGAAAAUUAGCAUUUUUUUGUUUCCCAUCAUUCUUGAGGGGAAUUCUAAACCAAGCUGCUUAGGACAGCUAUACUUUUCGCCAUGAUUGUCAUCCAUUAAAUAUGGUACGCCCGCCGGCGUCGUUCCAAUGUAGUUACCCCCGUCAAAAAUUGUAUCCCCUGGGCGGAGCCACUUGAUUUCCGUGUUUUGGUGAUGUAGUUAUCUAGAAGGUUGUAAACCUUUUAUAUUCAACACUGACACUCGAGGACGAAGGGCGCAUUUUCCUGAGCUCCAUUAUCUGUCUGUGAUAACUCAGGCGCCAGCUGGAAGGAAACUUUCCAAAUAUGCCUACUACAACAAGAAAAGGUGACAAGUCUGAAGACAAGGAAGAUUUUUCUAGGUCAAAAUUAUGAAAUGUACAAAAGGUAAAUAAUGUCUGGGUGGCAAUUCCAACUUGUAAACAAAACAGAGUGUACUCAAAACAAAGGAGGGUGAAAAAAUAAAAAAUAAAAUAAAAUAAAAAUAAAAAAAACAAAGGCGACUCUAAUGCAAACAGAACUCAUCCAGACAUCACAAGGACAGACAAUCUUAACGACAUGGAACUGGUCAAUUGGCCACUGAGUGCCCUUGCCAAGAUCUUACAAUGCGGCCAAAACCUGGACAACGCGCCUGCCUGGAUCGAAUCAACUGAAUAAACUAACCACUGAGUUAUGAACUAAUCUACUGGCUCUAAUCAACAUAAUGAGCACAUGGACACGAUCGACAUGGACUAUUGGGAAAAUGAACAAUCAAGGGGGAUGGUUAAAUUAAAAAAAAAAAAAAAAAAAAAAAAAGAACCUUGUAUUCACGACGCAAUCUGAAUGUCAAAAAUUGUUAUUCGAUAUUUUCUGCGUCCUAAGGUAUAAUGGGGACGGGUUUCAAUAAGCUUCGGCUUCUCUUGUCUGCCAUUUUCUUUUCGGGUUGAAUUAAUUGUAAACACAUAUAAAUGCUGUAUGUUUGUUGGAUUUGUCAUGCCUGAAGGGAAAAUAAAUAAAUUAAAAAAAAAAAAAAAAAAAAAAAACAUGGCCCAUCCAUUUAAAAAAAAAAAAAAAAAUCCUGUCGCAUAACAUAACAUACGUACUGAAUGGAAAAAAGGCAAUGUUUUACUGUAUGGAGUUUCUCCAAUGUAAUAAACGUCGAUGUCCAAAAUAUAUAACUGUGGUUCUUUUCUAGCUUCAAUUAAUUGUUUAAGUCGAUAUAACUCAUAACUAAUAUGUGUGUGUGCGCUCCCGUGGCCAGGGGACACAAUUUUGAUGGGCGUAACUAGAUUGGCUAGACACGGGUGGUGGCUCUGUUGUACAAUUAGCGUCUUUAGUGGGGCAAACUGAAACUCCGCUCACCAUUUUGGCGAUGCUCUCUGGCGUUUCAGGGUCCACAUUUUCAAUCCUUUGUUCUUGCUCAGUAGUUGUUGUUGCUUUUGAAAGCUUAGGUUUGAAAAAAUUACGUAUGCCCAUCUUGCUUCUUCGGUCCUAGGGUGGUUUUGGCUAAGCAAAGCAAAUGACCGUCUAAGGUGCUAGUCACAUGAUCUGUUCAAAAAAUAAUUUUGACCCAUUAUAAAAAUAUCUUUCUUUGUUCAUUUCAUCCAUUUUUGUUGUUUGUUUUAUUGCUUUACAGCUUUUAUCGACAAUAUUUUACCGUAAAAAAAUUCUUAAUUUUAGAAUCAUAUAUCGGAAAAUCAAUUACAUGCAAUGACCCUUGACGGCCACCAGGGGGAUCUGCCCCCCCCUUAAACUCCCCGUAUGACUCUACCCACCUCUGAUUACGUGCAAUGAUAUUUUUUCGGGGGGCAAUGCACCCCCCCCCCCCAAUUUCCGCCUAUGCCUUUAACCACAUUUUAAUUUAAUGUUGCGCCAUGAGAUUUUUCCCACGCAAGAUCAUUGCCUUGUCUAGAUAAAAACUGGGAAGAACUGGCCUAGUGCUUGCUAAUGCGGUAUUCAUAAUACCAAAGGGUCUCAGAUCUCGAUCCGCUAUAUAUGGUGGAAAACACUCAGGUGACUUGAAGUUCCGUUCUGAAACCCCCAAUUUGGCCAAAUUUCAAAAUUGGCUGAUAUGCAUGUAAAGCUUAAAAUCUCCAUUUUCUAGGGGAAGAAAAAUUUUUAACAGGAGGGCAUUUUAAAAGGGAAAAAAAACGUUUUUCAAACAGCAAAACCCUAUCUGGAGGUGAGAGCACGUGAAAGCAGAAUUACAGACGCCAUGACUUUAACAAGAUAUUAUCGCGUACUUACCUUGUUUCGAUCCGAAAACUCCCAUCUCGCAUGUAUCACUGAGUGUCAAGACACAGCUGUUAAUGGCCACAGCUAGAUUUUGGGGGAUUUUAUGGGUGAAACAUGGCAAUAUAACAAGGGUCGCGAUGCAGAAAUCGCAGACAUCAAAGAAUGGGCGAGAUUUUCUUUUUCACAUAUUUACCCUUUUAAAUGUUUUUUUUCCCAUUUUUCUUUGGAUCGAUUAUUUAUCAUCUAACAUAUCGGAUAAAAUGCGAAAGUAACAAAAAAAAUACAAUUAAGAAAUAGUUAUGAGGUAGACAUCUGUGACUUUUUUACGGACACCAUUUUUUUUCAUUCAUUUGUUUAAAAUAUGCGAGUGAAUAUUUUUUUAAAAAUAUAUAUUUUAUUUUUUUAUGAAAUAUUACACAUCAAUUAAUGAUUCUAAGCUAAAAAUGACAUUUUGAAUAAUAAUGACUUACCUUCUUUUUAUGUCUGGGUUGAAACAAAAGCGGUUGCGCGACGUCUGUAAACGGGGGUUUCCAGGGUAAUACGGGCAAAUUAAAAAUAGUUCGGGGGCUGAAUGCGCCAUGAAUCUGCCAUAUAGACAUAUUGUUCUAUCAAACAUAACAGUUGUUUUGGAUUAAAAGACAGCAGUUUCUUUUAAAGAGGAGUGCAAGAGCAGAAACUGCUUUUUCAGUCUUGUCUGUGUUUUCCGCCAUAUGUAAAAAGAUUUAUGAUAACACAUAACUAUUGUUGUGAAUUGGGUCUAAAAUAAAUCUGAAUGAGCGUGCGCCAGCGUACGCGCAGAGAGGCGGAGCCUUUGUAUCCCCCCUCGAGUAUCGAUAGCCUGGCUGGCUGGAACAAAGGGUCUUGAAGUCGUAUUAGCAGCAGCAACAGCAGCAGAAGAAGAAACAGUAUUCGAAGAUAGGAACUAACGCACGCGUACGCUAAUGCAAAAUUAUUCCAAAUAAAAGAAAAUUAUUCGCAAAUGAUUAAGUGUUAACAAGUUGUCGCUUGGUGGUUUUAGUUUUCUCACCCGGUCGGCGUCUUAUGUGUUGGGACCGUACAAGUGCUUUCCCAAGCGACGGAGCUUGGAGCCUUCGCCGCCCAGCCUCUCCGGUUAGCAUCGACGCUAGCUGGCUUGAAGCAACACCACAUUUCGGUGGCCUUUUCUCUACAGGCUGUUCGUCAAAGUCAUUCAAGCUGUACUCUCCGAAGGAACCCCCAAACGGUGGCAGCUUUCCCCCUUUCCACCCAGGCGCUAUGCUGGAUCGAGAUGUGGGGCCCACACCCAUGUAUCCCCCAUCAUAUAUGGAACCGGGAAUGGGGAGACCCACACCGUAUGGAAACCAGACAGACUAUCGCAUGUAUGAGCUGAACAAAAGGCUACAGAAUUGGACCGAGGAUUGUGACAAUUUGUGGUGGGACGCUUUCACCACAGAGUUCUUUGAGGACGACGCAAUGCUCACCAUAACCUUCUGUCUGGAAGAUGGUCCCAAACGAUACACAAUUGGAAGGACAUUGAUUCCCAGAUAUUUUCGGAGCAUCUUUGAGGGUGGUGCUACAGAGCUCUUUUAUAACUUGAAGCAUCCAAAAGAGUCCUUCCACAGCAACUUUGUCUCUCUUGAUUGUGACCAAUGCACCAUGGUCACCCAGAAUGGCAAACCUAUGUUCACACAGGUUUGUGUGGAAGGCCGUCUGUACCUAGAAUUCAUGUUUGAUGACAUGAUGAGAAUCAAGACGUGGCACUUCAGUAUCAGACAACACAGAGAGGUCCUCCCGAGGAGCAUCCUAGCCAUGCAUGAUCCUCAGAUGCUGGAUCAGCUGGCUAAAAAUAUCACCAGAUGUGGGCUGUCCAACUCCACACUCAACUACCUCCGUCUAUGUGUGAUAUUGGAGCCCAUGCAAGAAUUGAUGUCAAGACACAAGACUUACAGUUUGAGCCCCCGAGACUGCCUGAAGACGUGCCUCUUUCAAAAGUGGCAGAGAAUGGUAGCACCCCCAGCCGAGCCUGCAAGACAAGCACCUAACAAGCGACGGAAAAGGAAAGUGUCGGGCGGCAGCACGGUGAGCUCGGGAGGGGGCGGCAAUAACAACAGCAACAGCAAAAAGAAGAGUCCAGCCAACAGCUUCUCCCUCUCUAACCAGGACCUGGUUGGAACAAAAACCUGUACUGUGCCGGAUCUCGAGGACCGGAGUUGAGAACCACUACGCAAUCUCAAACUGCUCCAGCACACACAUUCAAAUACACACACAUACAUCCACGCAACAUUUGGGUACAGCAGGAUGGUGGUACGCUGCAUGUCUGGACCAGAUUCGACAGAAGUGUUUUCGUUUUCUAUCUUUUUUAAUGUAAAAGAAAAAAGAAAAAAACCUGAAAUAUUCUUUGCACUGUUUUCACAAUUCUAGUCUAUUUUUCUUACUUGUGUUUUUUUCUUUUCCUCAUUAUUGCUGAUGUAAGAAGUGUAAUCCAUCUAAACCUUGCGGUAUAUUCACGUAUAAAUAUUUGCUGUUAGAACCUUCUUGUGAUGGUAAUAAUGUGAGUUGUUAUAGAAUCCUCCAUCUUGUGUCUCACUGUCAAGGCCAGUGAUUUGAAUGCUCUUCUAAUAUAGUGGAUGGCGCGGGAGGGGAUCCUUUGGCUAAUGGGAUGUAAUUUUUAAUUAAAAAAAAAAAAAAAAAGACCGGGACAUAGACUUCAUAAUAUAUUGACGGCUCAGAUAGGUCAUGCACUGCGCCUCCCAUUCAAGUAGGGGGCAACCGACAUCAAGAGGAGCUAUUCACAAACACGCACGCUGUGAUCUAACGCCGAAUUUCUAUUGAAAAAGUAUGAAAGCUGUACCGCAUACAAACAGGAAUGAUUGUCUCAGGAGUGAUUUGUUCGAGGAUUCAAGGUAAUUAUUAUAUUUUUCGUACCAUGCAUGCAUUUUGAAACGUUAAAAAAAAUCAAUGGUAGAAAUCAGCUGGUACUGCAUUGGGAUCAUAGUUUUCAAUAUUUACGUAAAAUAAAUGCUAAAUGCACAUAUUUUUGCUUUCAACCAAGAAUCGAGACGGUUUUACGUCGAUAUCUAUAAAGAAUUCGGGGAUUUAAGCAUUUCUGCACAAGAAUUUUCACCGGAAAAGCUCUGUACAUCAGACGCCGCUAGUUACAUUCACAAACAGACUAGCAUUGUACUUCGACAUAUUUACGUGAAAUAAA
Molecule: messenger RNA, 7853 nt
Organism: Corythoichthys intestinalis (scribbled pipefish)
Lineage: Eukaryota; Metazoa; Chordata; Actinopteri; Syngnathiformes; Syngnathidae
Product: LIM domain-binding protein 1-like
Exons: 11
Coding region: 5708-6859 (383 amino acids)
Biological process (GO): negative regulation of transcription by RNA polymerase II; positive regulation of transcription by RNA polymerase II; nervous system development
Cellular component (GO): nucleus; transcription regulator complex
Molecular function (GO): LIM domain binding
Source: RefSeq, a predicted model, not a curated record